Paramuricea clavata is the source of this 603-nucleotide messenger RNA. NCBI's taxonomy places the organism in Eukaryota, Metazoa, Cnidaria, Anthozoa, Malacalcyonacea, Plexauridae. The record is from the annotation of a GenBank genome assembly.
AUGCAAGCAGUAGUUGACAGCAAUUAUCUUUUUCGAGACAUGGUAAUUGGUUGGCCUGGAAGUGUGCAUGAUGCACGUAUUCUUUCCAACUCGCAUUUGUAUCGGCUUGGCAACGAGGGAAAAUUGUUUGUUGGAAACCUAUCUGAAAACAUCAAUGGAACUCUUGUUAAUCCAUUAAUAUUGGGAGAUCCUGCCUAUCCAUUACUGCCAUGGCUGAUGAAACCCUACCAACAUAGUCCUGAUAUCACUGCUUCCCACAAAUACUUUAAUUAUCGACUGAGCAGAGCUAGAAUGACAGUUGAAAAUACAUUUGGGCGAUGGAAAGGACGAUUUAGGCGGUUUUUAAAGAAAGUGGAUAUGAAUGUCACAAAUGUAUGCAUCACAGUGGCAGCUUCAUGUAUUUUGCAUUAUUUGUGCGAAAUUUCGCAUGAGGAAAUUGUCGAUGAAUGGUUGAUAGAUGUACAUGCUUCUGCUGCUGCAGAUAAUGAUGAGUAUUUAGUACAAGACUUGCUUGUAACACCUGACUCUUCGGAUAUUAGAGAUGCAUUAACUGAUUACUUUAUGUCAGAUGGUGAGGCAAAUAUGGGUUGUGGUGGUUCAUAG